CGGCCUCGGCGCAGGGGCGGCCGCGAGCGCCCCGCCGGGGCCGCGGAGCGGGCCUGGGUUUGAGUCCCUCCGCCCCGCGGGCCCGCUUGGCCGCCCUCUCCCUGCUCUCCCCGGAGGCCAACGGGACGACUGCCGCCCUUCUCAGCGCGUGGGCCUGCCGCCGCUGGGAGCGGCCGGGGUGCGUUUGUCCGUGGGGAGAGCCGCGUCCCGCUGGAGGAGAUAACGGGGCGGGAGGGAAGCGCGGGCUGAGAGCGCCGUGUGCUCCACGAGCCGUCCUCAUCUGCGGCGCGGAGUGCGCCCUUCUGCGCGGGGCGUUCUCCUCAUCCUCUGGAAGCGCUCAGCGCUGGCAGCGUGUCCUUUGGCAAAGGGUUCGGUGGCUGUAAAUGAUGGAAAGAGUUGCUGCCUCUCGUUGGUUUGAAUCGAGCGCCUACAGACUUAAGCUGAUGCGUCCCAAAUCCUUGCAUUGGUUUGGUUUGGUUUUCCUAGCGGUGAAGUCUUGAUUGAGAUCACAAAUAAAAGAAAUUACUGUAACAGGAGUAUGGGAGGGGGAACCAAAGACAACUUACAACAUGGUGUGCAAUGCUUAGAGAGGGAAUAGGAAUAUGUAAAUGUGUUCAAAGUUAUUUAAAUGUGCAGUAUUACAAGUUUGCUGGAAAGCUGUGUGGGGGUUUUUUUUUUUUCCUCAGAAAAAAGUUGGAAGGCGCUGACAGUUGCAUGCAGCUAUGCUGUGUUUUCUUUCAGAUGCCCAUUCUGAAGCCCAGCCUUUCUUGGCUGUCUGUAAAAAGACAAGUCUUUUUUUUGUUUUGUUUUGUUUUCUUUUUCCGUAUACUUUGACCUGUAGUAGAAAAUACUAUUCCUUUCAUUUCUAAGUUUCAGGGUGAAGUGAUUUAUUUUAUUUUUAAUUUUAAUUAGUUUAGGGACUUAAGGAGCUUCAUUAGUGGAAGUAGUAGUAACAAACAGGUAUAUCAUUUACAUUUAUCAUUUACACUUAAGGACACCCAAGUGCAAAGCCCUACCUGCUGUAGGCUACCUGCUCUAGUGGGGGUUGGACUAAACAAUGUCCAGACAUCCCUUCCAACCACUAGUAUUCUGUGAUUCUGUAGGUACGUGUCAGUUUCCUUGGAUGCAGUCAGUGCUUUCUGAUUAGAGGUGGAUGACUCUGAUCGGUCUCUUACUGCGCAGUUAAAAUGUUCUUGUUUUACAAUGUAUGCAGAUGUUUCUGAGAGGAAAACUCAGAGAGUUUCUGAGAGUUAAACUGAGGGGCAGAUUUAAUUGGCUUUCUAUGCAAUUAAGGCUGCUGUAUCACAUAGGCAUCUAACUGUUAUUACUCAGUACUGCUGUUGAAAGAAACAACCCACCAAUAAGUGACGAUUUAUGUGGGUAGGUUGCCCCAGCCUGAUGUGCGCUGUGUGGCCUUACGCAUAAUUCCACAGGCCCAGGUGAACAGUGACAGGUAAGCAGGUUCACACUGGUGGAGCUCAGUUCUGCGGCAUGAGAGCAUAGCUUUGCUUUCCAUGGCUGCUUAGUCUGUAUCCUGUUGUGCUGCGGUAGCCAGCAAAAUAGUAUUUGUAAGACUCUUGCAGGGUCUCUUAGCAUUCUUGAAGUUCCAUUCAAAUUCUCCAAGCACUUGUAAAUACAGGGGUUACUAGCUGCUUUAGCUAGAUAACUCUGCUAAUGGUGAACUAAUAAUCACUCUUAAUUUUGGCUGAAUUUGAACAAGUAACCUGAAUUACUGAGCUGUGUUAAAUGCUGUUGGAUGAGCUCGUGUAGAGAUCUUGCUUUUCUGGAGGUGGGAAUUCCUUCAGAUCCUAUUAUCACGUAUCCCUGCACUUGUGAAUCCAGUAUGUGUUCUGAAGCAGGUCUCUUGGAAGGAAAAGGAACGUGUGCCAAGCAGAAUUAUUUUCUAGUAAAAUUCUAGAAAAAAUAGUUAUUUUCUCCCUCUUUGGAAAAAGCAUUUUUAGCCAAGUGUUUUUCAGUGCGGUCUUAAAUAUUGCGUGUUCUGAAAAUGAUCUUGAAAGUGGGCAAAAUUAAUUAUCUUUUAAUUGCUCUCAUGACAUGCUUUCUGCUGAAUCAAGAUUUCUUAACACUUUGAGCAAAACCUCACUGUUUAUUAUUAAAACUCACUUAGAUGCUUGAUAAUCUUUUCCUUAUUCAGUGAGUGCUGUAUGCUACCAGACCGCAGGAAAAAGCUUUAAUAUCAGUACCAAACUGCCUUCAUUUGAAGUUCUGUACCUACUGCAGAGCAAAGAAAGCUUGGAUGCAGUUAUAGCACCUAAGAUUUAGGCAGUUCCAUUCAAGAAAUUAUGGUAUUAAAUGAUAGGCCAAGGCAAAAGGGAUUGGGUGGUGGUGCUCUGUGUUUCUUCUCACAAGCCUGGUUUGUGUCUUUCUUCUUUAAGCUUUCAAGUUUCAUUCACGUAUGGGUAGCAUGCAUAUGCCACUCAUAUAAUCUGUAUGGGUAUCAGAAGGUUCUUUUUCCUAUUAACUUCUUGUCAUGUUCUUUCUCAAUUGUUGAAUCACUAAUUGGUUUAUGGCAGUGCAAAUAUCAUAGAAGUGAAACCAGGGUAAAGAAAGAGUGGUUUUUAUGUGGGCUGUAUGAAACUCCUUAGACAUGUUUAAUUCAGAUGUCUGUCAUGAGAAACACCUACGCACUACUUCAGGAGACAAAUGAUGUUCGCAAGCAUCUGGAUCCUCAAAAAGAAUCCUUCAGAAAACUGGGAAGGCAGAACUUGAGCACGUUAAGAAAUGGAAACAAGAAAAAUAAGAAUGUUUUUGUAUCGCUUCUGUUGGAUGCUGUACUGCGGUAAAGGAGGAAUGUGAGUUAAGCUUUAUCAUUCUUCUUGUUGCCUGUGAAGACAGUGCUAAAACGUGUAAGUUUUUUUAUCUUGUACUGUCUUUAGUAUAUGAUCUGCCUCUGUGGAGCAGUACAGACUGCAGAAGGUUUAUUCCGUGAUACUCUGAAGAGGCAGAAGCUCUGUAACUUCUCAGUAUAUCACCUUAGUUUCUAUAGCUUUACCAUACCGGUUACAGUACAUGCUAAUGCACAGCAUAAAGGCAGAAAUUUUAGUUCACCACAGAGCACAGAGUUCUUUCCCUGCUGAGUCAGGCCCUUCUAAAUGCAAAAAUUGUUUGUUUUUGGCAGAAUUUUCUGUUUUCCUUACCAAAUGUCACAGUUAUGUUCUCAGUGAAUUUAAUGCUUGAGUUGUUAAAUGAUAUUGCAGUAAGGAAGUUUUGGUUUUCUAUCCUCUUGCACCCAACUAUAUUAAAAAAAAAUACAUAACUACUAACAAAAUACAACUGGAUUCAGAAGGCUCAAGCUGAGAGACUAUGACAGCCUUAGGAAACCGAGACUUUAAAUGAGGUUAGGUGGAAGAUGGUACAAGAAAUCAUAAAGUUGCAUAUGAUGAGACCGGCCAUUUUUUUGUAUGUGGCUAGUGGAGAAUGGAUAAAAUCAUAGUAGUUAAAUGCGUACUUUGUGCUUCCAGCUGCUCGUGGAGCUUGGUGUCAGGGCUGUUGAACAGCCAGCACGUUGGUCCCUGCUCUAGCUGACUGUCUGGCAAGCGGAGCAGGCACCUUCAGCUCUCCAGAGUGCUGGUGGAGAGAAUGUGGGCAGGAGAUUGGGAGUGGCAGGCAGGGAAGGCAGAGAGGCAGUGAUGGGGGAGUGCGAGGGAAGCACACUUAGCAGCCAUGUCUGCACCUUAGGCUUUGAACCUCACCUGAGUUCCUGUCUGUUCAGACUUGAAGCAUCUAUGACAUUCCUUAAAGGACUGUUUGGAGCCCAGCAGAGUUUAUCAUUUGGGUUGUGUAAAGACUCCCUGAAGAAGUCGGGUAGCAUACCCUUACUAACUGUGAAGGCAGCGCUGCAUGUCAACGUUUUUCUGCCACUAGUGCUGCAUUGUGAGCUCUUUCACCAGCGGAUGUGUAACGGGUUUUUUUGUUUUGUUUUCUUAACAGGAUAGCUACUUUGGGUUGUGACACCCUUCAGCACUACAAGAAUUGCGGUUUAGCAGCAAUCGGUCACUGCCUUCACGUAUUCUGAAACUACCAGCCAGCCUUUCUGGAGUUUUGCAUUAGCGUGAGUCCUUGGUGAAGGUUGCAUAUAUAGAUGUUUUCAUGAAGAGAAGUGAGAAGCCAGAAGGAUAUAGACAAAUGAGGCCUAAGACUUUUCCUGCCAGUAACUAUACUGGCAGCAGCCAGCAGAUGCUACAGGAAAUACGAGAGAGCCUCAGGAAUUUACCAAAACCAUCAGAUGCUGCUAAAGCUGAUCUCAGCAUGGGGAAAAUGUCAUCUGAAGAUCCUCGACAAGGUCGAAAUCCCCCCAAAUUUGUAACGUAUCAUAAAGUUUUGCAGGAGAUAAGAAACUCGCUGCUACCUUUUGCAAAUGAAACAACUUCAGCUGUCAAAGGAACGUCAGAAGUUAAUCGACAAAUGCUGCAAGACUUACAAGCUGCUGGCUUUGAUGAGGAUAUGGUUGUACAAGCCCUUAGACAAACUAACAACCGUAGUAUAGAAGCAGCCAUUGAAUUUAUUAGUAAAAUGAGCUACCAGGAUCCUCGUCGGGAACAGAUGGUUGCAGCUGCAGCAAGACCAGUAAACGCAGGUAUGAAACCACCAGCAGGGACUGUUAACCGCAAGCAGAGCUGGAAGGGUUCUAAGGAAUCCUUGGUUCCUCAGAGACACGGCCCUUCCCUGGCAGAUGGAGUAGCUUAUCGCUCAGAAAGUCCCAGCUCGCAGCCUGAUGUAGGAAGGCCGCUGUCUGGAUCUGGCAUUGCAGCAUUUGCUCAGGCCCACCCUGGCAAUGGCCAAAGAGUGAACCCCCCGCCACUCCCCCAGAUCAGGAGCGUCACGCCGCCUCCUCCGCCUCCUCGAGGGCAGACGCCCCCUCCCAGAGGAACCACGCCACCGCCGCCUUCCUGGGAACCAAACGCCCAGACAAAGCGUUACUCUGGGAACAUGGAAUAUGUGAUCACUCGUAUUUCUCCGGUGCCACCGGGUGCGUGGCAGGAUGGUUAUCCACCUCCACCGAUGAAUCCGCCACCCAUGAAUUCUUCCAGUCAGGGUCAGAGAGGCAUGAGUGCUGUCCCCAUUGGAAGGCAACCGAUAAUCAUGCAGAGUUCUGCCAACAGCAAGUUUAGCUUUCCCUCAGGAAGGGCUGGAAUGCAAAAUGGUAAUUGUCAGGCAGAGUUCAUAGUUCACCAGAACGUUGUGUCUGGGAACUCAGUGAGUCGCCAGCCACCCCCAUACCCAAUGAACUCAACUAACAGGCAGAGUCCUACAGCACUACAGAUGCAGGCGGGGGGAUCUGCUCCUCCUUCAGCAUACUCCAAUGGGAAUCUUCCUCCGACAAUGCUGGUGCCAAAUAGAAAUAGUCACAACAUGGAACUUUAUAAUACGAAUGUAGCUGGAAUACCUGCAUCCUGGUCGCAGCCUCCACCUGUGCAGCCACAGUCAUCACCUGGAAAUGGGCAUGAAAUCCCCGCAUGGCAACCCAACCUUCCGGCACGGUCAAAUUCUUUCAACAGCCAUCAUGGAAAUAGACAGAGUCACGCUAGCAGCUCUCAGCCGUCAGCCACCACAGUAACAGCUAUAACACCAGCUCCCAUUCAGCAGCCGGUGAAAAGUAUGCGUGUGUUAAAGCCGGAGCUGCAGACUGCCUUAGCACCAACUCACCCUUCCUGGAUGCCGCAACCAGUACAAACCGUUCAGCCCAUUCCCUUCUCCGAGGGUCCAUCUACAAAUGUGGCUGUUAUGCCACCUGUGGCAGAGGCUCCGAAUUACCAGGGUCCGCCCCCACCUUACCCCAAACACUUGUUACACCAGAGUCCGUCUGUUCAUCCUUACGAGAUGGGACCCAAGCUCAGCAAAGAGGAACCACCCAUUUCAUCUAAGGAGGAAGAGAAUGAAAAGAAUUAUGAAUGUGUUGAUUCAGCGGACAAAGAAAAGAAACAAAUUACAACAUCGCCCGUUCCUGUUAGAAAAAACAAGAAAGAUGAAGAACGGCGAGAAUCUCGUAUUCAAAGCUAUUCCCCUCAGGCUUUUAAAUUCUUCAUGGAGCAGCAUGUGGAGAAUAUACUGAAGUCACAUCAGCAACGUUUACAUCGGAAGAAACAACUGGAGAAUGAAAUGAUGCGGGUUGGAUUGUCACCAGAAGCCCGAGAUCAAAUGAGGAAAAUGUUGUGCCAGAAAGAGUCUAAUUACAUUCGGCUAAGAAGAGCUAAAAUGGACAAGUCGAUGUUUGUAAAAAUUAAAACGCUGGGAGUCGGUGCGUUUGGCGAAGUUUGCCUAGCAAGAAAAGUGGAUACUAAAGCUUUAUAUGCAACAAAAACUCUGAGAAAAAAAGAUGUGUUGCUUAGAAAUCAAGUUGCUCACGUUAAAGCUGAGCGGGAUAUCCUUGCAGAAGCUGAUAACGAAUGGGUGGUUCGUCUGUACUAUUCAUUCCAAGAUAAGGACAAUUUGUACUUUGUAAUGGACUACAUUCCUGGAGGUGAUAUGAUGAGUCUCCUAAUUAGAAUGGGUGUCUUUCCAGAAAAUCUGGCACGGUUCUACACGGCCGAAUUGACCUGUGCAGUUGAAAGCGUUCAUAAAAUGGGCUUCAUCCACAGAGAUAUUAAACCUGAUAAUAUUUUGAUAGACCGUGAUGGUCAUAUUAAACUGACUGACUUCGGACUCUGUACAGGUUUUCGAUGGACCCAUGAUUCAAAAUACUACCAGAGUGGUGAUCAUGCACGUCAGGACAGCAUGGAUUUCAGCAACGAAUGGGGUGACCCAGCAAAUUGCAGAUGCGGAGACCGGCUGAAGCCACUCGAGCGUAGGGCUGCACGCCAGCACCAGCGCUGUCUGGCCCAUUCCCUUGUUGGCACACCUAAUUAUAUUGCACCAGAAGUAUUGCUACGAACAGGUUACACACAGUUGUGUGACUGGUGGAGUGUUGGAGUAAUUCUCUUUGAAAUGUUAGUGGGCCAGCCUCCUUUCCUGGCACAAACACCUCUGGAAACACAAAUGAAGGUUAUCAACUGGCAAACUUCCCUUCAUAUUCCACCUCAAGCCAAGCUGACUCCGGAGGCCUCCGACCUUAUUAUUAAACUAUGUCGAGGGCCAGAAGAUCGUUUAGGCAAAAAUGGCGCAGAUGAAAUAAAAGCUCAUCCGUUCUUUAAAACUAUUGAUUUUUCAAGUGAUCUACGGAGGCAGUCUGCUUUCUACAUUCCCAAAAUCGCUCAUCCUACGGACACAUCGAACUUUGAUCCAGUCGAUCCAGAUAAAUUGUGGAGCGAUGAUGAUAAGGAAGGAAAUGUAAAUGAUACACUUAACGGAUGGUACAAAAAUGGAAAACAUCCUGAACAUGCCUUUUAUGAGUUCACAUUCCGAAGGUUUUUUGAUGACAAUGGCUACCCAUACAACAAUCCAAAGCCCAUUGAAUAUGAUUAUAAUAGUUCCCAAAACUCAGAACAGCAGUCUGAUGAUGAUGAAGAACAAGCAGGUAGAGGGGUUCAAAAUCGUGACCUAGUUUAUGUUUAGUAGAGGAGUAAACACUAAAUAAACAGUUUAUUUUGCAGCUGACAUUUUUUAAGUGUUUUCUCUGAACAGAAUUGAGAAAAGAUUUGCUAGGGUGAAUAUACGCACGUUCUUUAUUAUUAUUUUAAACACUAAGUUGUCUUCGCUUUCCAUCUCUGUACAUUUUGUUUCCCCAAAAUCCAGGGAAUUCCUUCUCAAAAAUUAAUUUAUUCCAACAUUGUUAAUUGUUUUAUUUAGAAGAGAUUCAGUGUUAGGUGAAAAAAUUAUCACUUGAAUUUUAUCAUUGAUCUCUGUACUCUAAGUACUUAAAAUAGGAAAUAGUGAUUUAUUUUUUUCCACCCUGAGAUGAUGCCUGAUAUCUAUUUGUACAUAUACUAAAUAAUUUUUUUUUAAAAACCAAGUCUUUGUUUCAGAAUUUUUUAAUGACAGUUCUUCCUUUGCAUUGACCAAAUAUAAAACAAACUUUACACUAAUAAAGCUAUUUGAUAAGUUUGGCAGCCUCUUCCUCCCCUGCCCCAUACCCUUACUGCUCACUGUAUUUAGCAUAUUUAUUCAGUGUUGGGGAAAACUGAGCCAUCUAUCUGGGUGAAACGUUUCCAGCUGCUGUGGUAAUGGCAUAGUUCUCAGCUUUUGAACAGGAAGGAGUCUUGGCUAUACUCACAUUGUAAUAUGAUAAAGCAUUAGAACUGGUCUUUUAUUAAAUAUCUAAUUGAAUUUGUCAUUAGUAAUGCUGUAGUAUGUGAGUGGUACUCUGAGAGCGGGAGUCCUCACUCAGAAACAACUUCAUUGUCUCCUGUCGUCAGUUCUCUCACGGUUUUGAGAGAAAACAAGCUUUAGGAAAAAUACUUUUUGAAAUCGAGUUCAAUUUUCUGACUACAACUGAACUGUAAAGUAAGUUUAAAAAAAAUAUGGCUUUAGUUGGAAUUUCUAGUUUGAAAACUAAAUUUUAGAAUAGUUUCUUUAUUAUAUGUUUGAAAUAGUAAUGAGAAAAGAGCAUAAAUCAUGGUUUUUGAGACUUGUUGUAGAGACUGGUUUCACUUACUUUUAACAAGUUUCCUCCCAGUGACACUGGCAGUAAGAAAUAUCACGCAGCUGGCUACCUGAGCUGUUAGUUUUCCUUGGUACGUUUUCAGUGGUUCGUCUUUCCCAGCCCAGUUCAAAACAGAACUAGUAACCUAUGUCUGUCUGCUGCAUGUUCCGCAUUCCUGUUUAAUGACUUCCCACAGCAGGUGAACAGGUGUCCCUUUGGCCUCAUGGUGGGAGGGCAGUGAGCCUGCUGAGGAGCAGGAAGCAAGGCAACCCUGUGGAAAAAAUUUUCCAAGACAACACCAGGAGUUUCAGGUGAGAGGCAGAAAGAGUUACGCUUUUAUUUCCAUCUUGCUCUAUUCUCUGAAUUUAACACAGCGGUAAAUAAAAUGCACUAUUUUUAGUAAACUUCAUUCCUUUUUAAAUACAUCCUUCUUGGAAUUGAAUUUCAAUGGAUAAUUUGUAAUAAUGUACCUGUAUAGCAUUAGUGCUUUCUUAAGUUAUUAUUUUGUGCCACUGCAUUGUCAUUAUGACUAUUCUUGCAGCAAACUUCAGUUACUAAGUCAGUUUUCUCACUAAGCUGGUCUAAGAAAUUCUUGUGUACUUUCAGCCAUUCGUUGCCUUUCUGUGCUCCAAUUCAGUACCUGUUUUUAUGCCAGUGCAACCAUUUACAGUGUAGUGCUAAUUACUGGCUCAGUGAAAAAAAUGGUGUUUAGCAUCUGGAGGGUUGUUGUAGUGCAUAUUCUUUGAAGUGAUCCAGUUUCCAGUGUGGUCCAAAAAAUGGCUUAUAUUGGCAUAACUGAGGGAGGAGUGAAUUGCACUGAGUAAAAAGUGAUGGCAGCAUGGAAACUUCUCAAGCAGACUUUGUCACAAGAUAAAAUGUUUUUGAAAUUCCACCCUCUCCUUAGAAGGUGGAUUAGGAGUAGAAGAUGCUUUAAAAAAAAAAACACAACAACAAAACGUUGCUUUUCAUAACCAAGUAGUUAUUUUCUACAGUGAAAAUGGGCUGUAGCUUAAUAAAACAAUUUGUGUUCUGUCCAGCUGUUCUACAGCUGUUGAAACAGAACAGCUUUUAAGAGUAAUUUCAUUUAGUUUGAACACUAUAAAAUGGCUGCAAUGCCUAGCUAUUCCAUUUUAUGUAAAAAAGAUGGUUUUCAAUGUAAAUAAACUUAAAAAUUAUCCUCCUUUGUAGUAAGUAUGCCAGUAAAACUGGUCUACUUUGCUUGGAGUAAAGUAUAAUAUAUUGCUGGUUAAAGGUAAUUUAAUGAAACCUACCUUACCAUUUGUGAAGUUUGCAGAGAAAAUAAUGUCAGUUCUUCAUUAUUAAAUUGACUGUUAAAAUUGUGGGUUUUUUUUUAUCUGAGUAUAUUUCUCCUUUGCUUGCUUUAUAUUAUGUUAUUAUAUUCCUAUUUAAUAUUGUAACUGGUCUUUAGCUAGUGUGUUUAAAAAAAAAAAAAGUCACCAAUAACGAAAACCCAAAAGGGUCCUGCAAAGGCACCACAGUUGUGUAUGAGUUAAAAAUGAUGGCUUUUAUUUAAAGAAAUUGAGUGUGCUAAGGACGUGCAAAUACUGAAAUAUUUAAUAUUAUUUUACCAUUUUGAAACAAAUUUAGUAAGAGCUCACAUUUUUAGACUUUGGUAGAUGCUUCUAGCAUUUUCUGUUACCUUGUGUUAGAAGUUGUAAUAUUCCUUGUUUGAAUUUUGCCAUCCGUAUGCUAAAGUAUCAUAUAUUUCUUUGCAAAAAUGCAGUGUGUAUCAGUCCACGUUCUCUAAGAAGAAAAAAUUACUUGCAUAAUGAUGGUGCAACUCUCCAACAUCCUAUGCCUUACCCAUGUUUGAAACUUCCCGUUUCACACGUUUUGAGUCUAUUGAGAUUCUUCGUAGCUGCUGCUUAAAACAUGGGUAUUUCACUGGCUACUCAUCAUGGGGAUUGGUUUGUACUGGCAGUAAAGAAAAGGCUCCUAACCGGCAGCUGCGGAAUUAUGCAGUGAGUUUUAGUUCAGAUUAUUUUCACUCUGUAAAGCAUGAAAAUAAACUGCUCAUGUGUGUCCUUGUAUACAUAUAAAUUGUAUUUAUAAAAUAUUCUAUAAUCAUAUACUGUAUUGUAAAUACUAUUUGAUAUUCAGUGGCAUUCUAUCCUAGGGCAGGCCCUCUUGCUGUAUCUUUUCUAUCCUCAGUUUGUAGUAGACUCUAUAGAAUAUAUGGCUAGGAGGUCAGUGAGGCUGACUUGCCUUCUGCUAUUGCAAAGCUCAAAGCUGUGAGUGGGAAUGAUUUAGACUCAUUUAAUAUUGUUUAGCUAAUAGGCAGUGCAGUGGGUGGGUUCCUUAGAUGUUGCUGCUGUCACUCAAGAUACCAUUAGGCAUUGGUUUCAGUUGUCUUUGGCAUUUCAGAUCAGACCUUUUAAUGUUUGCUUUAGUUCAGACGAAGCAAAAAUAUAUUAAACUGGGUCAAUGUCACAGUAAAAUGUUUGAAUGCCUUAAGAUGCUCUUGAUAAAGGCACUAUUCAAGUUUACUGAUCUAUAUAUAUCUAUAUAGGCACAUAUAUAGAUAUAUUCUAUGUGUAUAUGUAUAUAUAUAAUGUUUUUUUGUAUUAUAAACAUUCUUCUGAUUGUCACAGUUCCUUUGGAUCUUCAAUUAAAUACAUACACCACUGCACAA
Messenger RNA from Numida meleagris (helmeted guineafowl), 11192 nucleotides. RefSeq names its product large tumor suppressor kinase 1 (gene LATS1). NCBI's taxonomy places the organism in Eukaryota, Metazoa, Chordata, Aves, Galliformes, Numididae. The record is from RefSeq and is a predicted model, not a curated record. The transcript is spliced from 7 exons. The coding region runs from base 4111 to 7512 and encodes 1133 amino acids. Gene Ontology annotation, cellular component: spindle pole. Gene Ontology annotation, molecular function: protein serine/threonine kinase activity; protein binding; ATP binding. Gene Ontology annotation, biological process: positive regulation of apoptotic process; G1/S transition of mitotic cell cycle; hippo signaling.